CGAACCAAUUUUGAAUGUAGCUCUGGUUCUUUUCUCUACUCGUUCCGUUUCAACAACAGUUGUAAACUUUCUGUAACAAUCAUUCGAAUAAACCAAAACAACAAACAAUAAAUACUCUGCGUUAAUUUGCGAGUUAUCGUAAAUGCGACUGUAUUAAUAUUCUUCGUUAGUGUUCCCGUUGUGUGCAUGGAAAUUAGUGUUUGAUUCGUUGAAGUGCGUAUUUAUAUGAUGCCCGCUUCUUCACUGUAUUCGCUAAGUCCCGGCGACAUGUCGAUAUCUGAUGAUGGAGAAAUCGACGGAAACGACUACUUGCUAAGCAGCACUAUUCGGUUAGAUGAAAAUUUUUUAACCUACAAUGUUAUUGUGGACCCGGACAUGACGAUGGCCGCCUGCAACAACUCCCUGACGGCCACGCUGAGCAACGUCAGCGGAGGCGUCAACGCCAUCAGCCAGCAAUGCGCCAUUUGCGGAGACAGGGCCACCGGCAAGCACUACGGCGCCGCCUCCUGCGACGGAUGCAAGGGCUUCUUCAGGAGAUCCGUCAGGAAGAAUCACUUGUACACCUGCAGAUUUAACAGGAGUUGCGUGGUGGAUAAAGACAAACGGAACCAAUGUCGAUAUUGUAGAUUAAGGAAGUGCUUCAAAGCUGGUAUGAAGAAAGAAGCUGUGCAAAACGAAAGGGACAGGAUCAGCUGCAGGAGGCCCAGCUACGAAGAGAACAACCAGAACAACGGGCUCUCGGUCAGUUCGCUUUUGAACGCCGAAAUGCUGUCCAGACAAGUCGGAGCGGCUCUAGAGCAAAUGGGUCCGAAUCCGGUGAACGAUUACGACAUAUCGAAUCGGCAAUUGGCUAGCAUAAACGACGUAUGCGAUUCCAUGAAGCAGCAAUUGCUGAUCCUUGUCGAAUGGGCUAAAUACAUACCUGCGUUCACAGAAUUACAGCUCGACGAUCAGGUGGCCCUGUUGAGAGCACACGCGGGGGAGCACCUUCUGCUUGGUCUCGCCAGGAGAUCCAUGCACCUUAAAGACGUCCUUCUUCUCGGCAACAAUUGUAUAAUUACAAAGGAAUGUCCAGAAAAUACCGCAGUUUUCAUACCAGAACAUCGUAACAUAUCCCCAGAUUUAAGCAUCUCUCGUGUGGGAUCCAGGGUCAUUGAUGAAUUGGUCAAGCCUUUGACGGAGGUCCAAAUCGACGAUACGGAAUUCGCCUGCCUUAAGGCCAUCGUAUUCUUCGAUCCCAAUGCCAAAGGUCUGAGCGAACCGGGCCGCAUCAAAGCGCUCAGAUAUCAGAUACAAAUCAACCUCGAGGACUACAUCAGCGACCGCCAAUACGACAGCAGAGGCAGAUUCGGCGAGCUCCUGCUCACUUUACCGCCCCUGCAGUCGAUCACAUGGCAGAUGAUCGAGCAGAUACAAUUCGCCAAAUUGUUCGGCGUCGCCCACAUCGACAGCUUAUUGCAGGAGAUGCUCCUCGGAGGCGCAAGUAUCGACGCGGCUCCGACCAUCGUGGUGCCGAACAACAACAACCUCACCAACAACAACAAUUACCAGAGCACCAGCGAUUCGGCCGAUAGCCCCAUCACUUCGCCGACGGCGACGCCGAGCAGUCCGCAGGAUCAUUUGAUCACCAGCAACGUGGCCAGUCCGCCGGGCCCCCAGAACACGACCAACGUGCUCACCAUGAGAGACAUAACUUCCCUGGACGAUACUGUGCCGUACGCCAUGUCGUUUAAAGAGGAGCCGCUCAAAGAGGAACAACACAGUUUCUGA
Phyllotreta striolata is the source of this 1770-nucleotide messenger RNA. The record is from the annotation of a GenBank genome assembly. Lineage: Eukaryota; Metazoa; Arthropoda; Insecta; Coleoptera; Chrysomelidae.